AUGCUUCGAAUAGGGGAAGUUGACCCGGUCAUCACUGCAGACCAAGAACAUGUAAAAUAUGACUUUCAUGCGAGCAAAGAAGGUAUGAAUUACUACAGAUUCAUCUUCAACUACCGACCUCGGCCCGUUCUAGAAUUGAUGGGUGUUAUCGAAGGUGUAGCAGCUGAAAUACCAACAGAUGAUGGUAAGAAACGUCAACGUGAAUUUGAUCCUGGACCUAAUGAAACGUCGACAAAGGAGAAAAAGAUCAGAGUGAAGACCGACAAGAGAGGGAGGCAGUCAAAAGCGCUGUGA
Kwoniella botswanensis is the source of this 294-nucleotide messenger RNA. RefSeq lists its product as uncharacterized. Bases 1 to 294 code for a protein of 97 amino acids. The transcript is spliced from 3 exons. NCBI's taxonomy places the organism in Eukaryota, Fungi, Basidiomycota, Tremellomycetes, Tremellales, Cryptococcaceae. The record is from RefSeq and is a predicted model, not a curated record.